CCCCCCGCGAAUUUCCAGCCCGCGGGUUCCGGGCGCACGACUCGCCGAUGCCGCCGCCAUGGGCCGCGCGCCGUUCGCGGCGGCUUGGCUCGCGGCGAUCGCCGCGGCCUGCGAUGCGGGCGCCGGCAACGGAGGCGCGGCCGGCUUCGAUUUGCCCUUCUCCUGGCAGCUUGCCGCCGAUGGGUCGCUCACCUCGUGGAGCUACGAUCUGAGUUCCUCGGCGAACACCACGGUGAGCUGCCAGGAGCUCCACUGGGGCAUGGCGGGCAACGCCACGGUGUGCUCCGAUCUGCAGGUGGAUACUUCUGGCUGUGUGCGCGUGGGCUGCCCCUGGCACCGCUUCUCAGUGACCUCUGGAGGCGGCGACCUCUACUCCGCCCCCAGCCGGGACUUGUCCCUUUCCUACUCGACCGGGGCGCCGGCGAAGUGGACGCAGCCCAUCCUGGCACCCGACGGCGCGCUCUACGCGGCGCCCAUGUCCGCGGAGAGCGUCCUGCGCCUCGCCGAGGGCGCCGAGCUCGGCUUCGGCGGCUCCGCGGAGGUCUCGGAGAUUCAGCCCAGCGAGUCCAUCGCCGGUGGCUUCGCGAAGUUCGGGUCAGUGGUCUUGGGCCAAGACGGCUUCGUGUACGCCAUCCCCUACUCCGCCUCGCAGGUCAUGCGCAUCAACCUGGCGCUGGCGGCAGAGGGGAAUUCCUCUGCCUUGGAGUUCUUCGGGGAUGUGGGGACCGACGGCUACAAAUGGCUGCACGGUGUCACCAGUGGGGGCCAGAUCUACGCCGUGCCUGCCGGCGCGUCGACAGUUCUUGCCAUCGACAUUGCAGCGCUGAGUGUAGCACAGCUCGCCAUCGGAUCAACGCUGGCGAGCUCGCUGCAGAACUUCCUCCACUCCGUGGUGUCCCCGCGGACGGGUGAUAUCUUCGCCGUCCCCGCGGACGCCACCUUCGCACUGCACAUCCGCCACUCCACGCAGGAGGUGCUCACACUAGGGAACUUCAGCGAGGACAGCCUGAAGUGGAUGCAUGGCGUGGUGGGCAUUGACGGCCAGAUCUACUGCAUGCCCGGCUCAGCCACGGCCAUCCUCCGCAUCCAUCCCGGCGCAAGCGGCGCAGACGCCACGGUGGAGCUCAUGGAUGGCGGAGGUCUGCUGGAUUCGACAGAGCGGAAAUGGUCGCAGGGCGUGCUGGGUCCCGAUGGCAGGAUCUUCGGGGUGCCACAUGGAGCCGCCCAAGUCUUGGUCAUCGAUACCAGCAACGACCAGGUGAGCUUGAUCGGGCCGCUGCUCAGCGGGGGUCUCUACAAGUGGCACUCGGGGGUACUGGCGCUGGAUGGCGCCAUCUAUGUGGCGCCCUACGACACCGAGCGCGUGCUGCGCAUCAACGCGAGCGCGGAUCUGGUGGAAGAGGUUCUGGAAGGCUUCGCCAUGGCUGGGGAGCAUCAAUACAGCGGCCUCGCGCUGACGCCCUCGGGCGCCAUGUACGGCUUCCCCGCGUACAACGCGGACAUCUUGGCACUGCAGAGCUCACGGGAUCUAUGCCUGGGAGGCCCAGCGCUGCAAGAUGUGUCCUGCAGCCUCGGGCUCCACUGCUCCGUGGAGUUGUCCCCGCUCGACCUCGUCUUGCCGUCGGCGCUGAACGACGGAGACGCCCACGGCGUGCUUUGGGUGGCGCUCGACGCCGCCUGCGAAGAGGUCCUGGCGGUGGUUGGCUUUACCAAUCCGCAGCCCGACUCCUCUGCGGGCGCGUCGGCCUCGAAUCGGAGCUACGCCCUGGGCACGGCGCUGACGGGCGCGGUGUCCCUGGACCACGCGCUGUGCUGGGCGCCCUUCUGGGGCUCCAAGGACCUCACGCGGCUCGGGCAGUUUCAGCUCCGCGGGCCCCGCCAGGACUUCGAUGGGCGGUGCACUUUGGGCCUGCCCUGUCUGGUGGUGCUGCAGGGCGCCGGCCUUGGCUACGGCGCCUUGGUCCUCGCGCAGCUCAACGACACGGCGAGCACUGCGCUGGACCACUGUGCUGAGGCCGUGCCCGCGGAGUUCCUGGGCUUCGGAAACUCCUACUUCGAGGCCAACGAGUCGGACACGAACCAGUCCUUUCUGCUGGGAACCGCGACGAACGGCAGCGCGGGCGGCUAUCACCUGUGUUGGUCUCCUGGACCCUCGGAUCCCUUCCGAACCAGCGUGGGGUCUUUGAUUGUGGAAGGGCCUUACCUCAGCACCGCGCUCUUGUCGCUGCAGUGUUGGGUGGGCUUCGAGUGCCUCAUCCUGGUCAGCGGCCUCAACUUGGCAUCGGCAAAUCGCCUCACGCUGGGCGAGGCGUCGUUUCCGUGCGAGAACCGCAGCGGGGAGGUGCCGGCGAUUUUCCUGGCGGGGCUGUCAAACCCAGCGCUCGCCGGCAGCGAGGAUAAUGCGACCUACUUGCUUGGCACCCCUUUGGCUGCUCAUCCGCAGAGACUGCUGGUAUGUUGGCAUGCCACUGGCGAAGCCACGGGCAUCUCCUAUGCCAGCCUCAUGAUCUAUGGCCCAAUGACUGGCCUGGAAAUUGGCUGCCGCCUCAACGAGACGUGCAACGUCUCCCUUGCCGAUGACUCCAUCGUGGGCAGCCUGGAUGACGGCUUCAGCCUGGACAACCGGCUGCUGCUGGUGAAAAACACCUCCUGCACCUCCGCGUCCGCGUCCGCGUCGGUGUGGGGCAUCGCCCAGCCGAUUGCGCCCUCCAACGCCUCGAACCUCUCCGCGCUCUUCUUCGAUCUGCUCAGGCCAGUGGCGCAGGAUCUGGCUGAAACGGAGGAGGUGGUCGGCACCUACGCGCUGUGCCUCUCGCUGGGCGGGAACUUCAGCAUGGCCCUGGGCAACCUGACGGUGAGCGACGCCCCCUGCGCCGCGCCGUCAAACAUCGCGGGGGCGUUGGCGCCGCCGUGCCUCGACGCAGCAGGAGCUCCGGUGGCGGUUCUGCGGCACGGCGAGAACUGCACCACCGCGUGCGAGGACGAGUUCACCGAGUCCCUACCCCUGCUUCAGUGCGGCUACGGGGAGCUGUCUCCCGCCUCCUUCGACUGCUGGCCCAGGUGCAUGGAGGCCCCUCAGGUGUACAACGGCCUAAGCCACGACUUCUGCGCUGGCCUUCCGCAUGGCUCGCUCUGCAACUUGCAAUGUCCUGCGGACUUUGUGGCCAGCGGCUUCUUGAGCUGCGUCUUUGGACGAUAUGUUCACCAGCCCUUGUUGGCCUUCGAGUUCCUCUUCGGCGUCCCCCGGUGCUACGCCUCCUGCGACGCCUCCGGCGCCUGCGGCGCGGGCUACGAGCGGAUGCUCCACGGCGAGUCCUGCCGCGCAAGGUGCGCCAGCGGCACGCCGGACGUCUUCGAGGUCACCUGCCGCGACGGCGCCAUCGAGUCCUUCGAGUGCCUUGCUGGCUGCACUGAGGGCCCCGGUGUCUUGCACAGCGUGAACGACGCAGAUUGCCAAGGCGCGGGCCAUGGCACCGUCUGCACCUUGCGCUGCGAAGUGGGCUAUGCGAAGACCGGGGACCCGGAGUGCCAUCGUGGCGUUUGGUCCGUGGAGACGUGCCUUGCGCCCUGCGACAUGCCCCAGGUGCCGCAGGCCAACAUCAGCUGCGAGGGGCUGGCGCCGGGGGAGCGAGUGCCACAUUUGGGCCUCUGCGAGCCGAGCUGCAACGGCGCCUUCCUGCCGGAGCUGCUGGACGGCUCCUCCACGCUGCGCUGCUUCGACGGGGCGCUGAGCCCCGCGAGCUUCCGCUGCCGCGCCCCCUGCGACACCAAGCCCGCGGUGGCCUUCGCAGACCAGGCCAUGUUGGAGGCCUGUGUGGGCACCUUGCACAACGCCAGCUGCGAGCUGAAGUGCUUGGGCGGCCGCACCAAGACCGCGGACCUUCACUGCCAGGACGGCUCCUUCAGCGACGCGGCCUGCAUCCAACUCUGCAAUAGUCCCCCCAGCGUUGCCAACGCGCAUCCAGCCACCGGCUGCACGGCGCGACCCUCGGGCGCCACCUGCACGAUCUCCUGCCUCGAGGGCUUCUCCUCGCAGACGGCGGUCUCAGUGUGCCAGGACGGCGCUUGGUCGCCAGUGCGCUGCGACAAGGAGUGCGCGGCGCUGGAGGUGGAGGAUGCUCUUAGCCCGAGCUGCCUGGAGGGCUCCGCGGUGCCCAGCGGAGGGUUCUGCAGCCCGCGCUGCAUCGACGGCCUGCAGCCGGACGAGGCGCAGCUGCGGUGCGCCGUGGGGGUGCUGCAGCCCUCCACCUUCAGCUGUAGCCGCACUUGCGGCGCGGUGGCCAUCGAGAACGCGGCGUCCACAGACUGCGAGGGCAUGCAGUACAAGAAGGUCUGCCCCUUGCUUUGCCUCGCGGGGUUCUUCGCCACUGCGGACCUCUACUGCGGUGCCCAGGGCUGGCAGGACAUCGCCAACGCCUCUACGCUGCCCCGAUGCCUCCAAGUGCGCUGCGCCGGGCCGCUGCCGGCCGUGCCGGGCGCCGACGAGUCCGACGGAAGCCACGGCUGCGGCCAGGCGGUGGGCGCCAACUGCAGCGACGUGACCUGCCCCCCAGGCAGCGUCUUGUCGGGCCACUUCCAAUGCGGUGCCCUCGGACUCUGGGAGGCGGUGGGCGAUGUCCGGUGCGUAGAGCAGCAAUGCCCUGCUCUGUCGCCCUUGAGCACCGUGUGCGGAGACCGGGCGCUGGGCGCCACGUGUCCUUUGAGCUGCCCACCCGGGUACAGCAGUGCUGGCUUCCGCUGCGUGGGCGGCACCUGGCAGCCCCUGGCGGAGCCGGUGGAAUGCACCCCAGGCGCCUGCCGCGGAGUGCCGAGCCUCAUGAACGCCCUGGAGCCUGAGGCCUGCCGCAACCUGCCCUCGGGCCAGACCUGUGCUGGCGCCUGUGUUGCGCCCUGGGUGCCCUGGGGAGUCUUUCGCUGCGAAUCGAUGCGCUGGGUGGAGGUGCCGCUGUGCCUCCCGCAAACCGACGGCGGCGACCUGGUGGAGGCCAUCGCCAUGAGCGCCCUGCUGGAGCCGGACACUGAGGUCACCGCGUAUACCCUCGAGGACUGGGCUGUGCUUGCGGAAGAUGCACUGGAGCUGGCACUGCAGCGCCAGCUGGCGCAACAAGUGCCCGCCACCCUGCCCCUCACAGUGAAGGCCACGGGCCGCCUCGCGGAGCUCGGCGGCAGGCGGCUGCAGGAGCUGAAGCCGGCCACCUGGCGCUUGGAAUAUCAGGUGAUGAUCAUCCCCUCAGCGGCUGCCACAGAGGCCUUGGCGGCGCUGCCGCAGCUGCCUUUGGCCACGGCGGUGCUCCAAGUGCUGCCGCCCCCGCGCCCCGCGCUGCGGCUGACAACUUCGCAGCGCUUGGCGCCGCUGCCGCGGAGCGCCGCCACGGCGCUGGCGGCGGAGGCGCUGGUCCUCACAACCACCACCACGACCACCACGCAGCUGAGCUACGUCUCCGAGAUCUCCCGAGAGACGCAGAACACCACGCAGACCUCCGAGGAACCGGAGGUGGGCUUGGACGAGCGCCUGGUGGCGCUGCUGGUGCUGCUCCCCGUGGGCUGCGUGCUGGGCUUCUGCGUGAGCCGCCGCCUGCGGCGGUUCUUCACCUCCUCCCACGAGGUCACCACCGAGGCGGAGAAGGUGGACUUCCAGUUCGUUUUGAAGGAGGAGCAGCUGGGUGAAGAUGCUGCGGAGAACCAAGUGUCCAUAAGCCAGGUGAAGCAUCACGCGCGGAUGCGAUCCAUGGAGUCUCAGAGGGACGACUUGCAUCAGACCAUGACGGCCACCAUCAUGGCGAAGGCCGCCGCGGAGGUCGAGGCGGAGCGGGCGGCCGGAGACUCGCAGGCGAUGGCGAUGGCCCGCAGCUCGGAGAAGCAGCUGCCGGAGUUCGACAGGGCCAUGGAAGCGCUGCAAGACCCCCAGGCCUACAUGGCGCAGAUGGGCACGUCCCAUGAGCCGGAGCGAAUCGAGAAGGUGAAGCUGUCAAGGAGGGAGAAGCGCGCGGUGCUGCGGAUGGCCUUGGGCGCGUUUCUGGCGGAGGCGUGGUACGGCCUCGUGGAAGCCUUGCCCUGCGGCUGCUGCCGGCGCCGCUGCCGCUGUUGCCGCCGCCCAGUCCACACGACCCCAGGCCGCCGUCGCCGGGAGGCGGAGGAGCAGGAGGAGGAGUGUCCCUCCUCGCCUUCCGAAUACUCGGAGCCUCCCGAGCCGCCAGUGACCCGCGCCUCGGGCCGCAUGAGCCUCUCCUCCUGCGAUGACGCCACGGCCGCGGCGGAUGGCAUGCACCGGGGCCUCGAUGUGGAGCAGGUCCAGGCCAUCCGGGAGUUCUGGAACUUCGCAGGCGCAGAGGAGCUGGUGGCGGAGUACGCGGAGAAGCGGCCCUACCACGCCCAGCGCUUCGAGGAGGGCGACCCCUCGCUGGCGGCGCGGUACCUCUGCACACCCAGUGCUGGCAACGAGGUGAAGGAGAAGGUCUCCGAGCUCCGACUGUACGGAGAUGAGGAGAAGUCGGAGAUCCACACCUUGAAAUUCCGGCCACCCGCCCGGAGCGCCCUCAAGCCGAGUCUCCGCCUCUCCACCGAGGGGACUCCGUCUUCGGAGGCAGAGGAAGAGGCGGAGGGCGACGGCGAGCCAGAGGAGAUCGACGAGUCGGGAUCCGAGUCGAUGGGCUCCGAGUCCUCCGACGAGUCCAGCUCCGAGUCCGGCCCAGGAGAGUCGGGCCAGCCAGUGCCCGAAUCUCUUGGUGCAACUGCCAUGGAGAUGGAGGUCCUCGCAGACCUUCAGGAGCUGCCGUCCAUCCCGCCCCCGGACGCGGAUCAGCUCCGGGCGGCCCUGGACCGCGCGAAGCGGUCCCCGCUCUACGGCGACGGUGCGCGGGCGAAGCGGCGGGAGCGGAGGAAAAAAGCACAGGCACGAGGCUUGGAUGUUCAGUGCACUUUGCUGUGA
Messenger RNA from Effrenium voratum, 6928 nucleotides. The record is from the annotation of a GenBank genome assembly. NCBI's taxonomy places the organism in Eukaryota, Dinophyceae, Suessiales, Symbiodiniaceae.